AUGAUGAGGAACACAAAUAAACUUUUCAAUGGUGAAAUCGACGGAUACGAGUGUGCGAUUUAUUGUUUCGUUGCCUUCUCUGAUCAUUACGCAGUGCGACUGAUAUUGACACAGGAUCAAUUAAUCAGAAUUAGAAGUGUAUUUAAUGAUCUAAAAGAUGGCAGAAAUGUACUGAACUUUCAAAAAAUCAUUGACCUUCUUGGUCAUUACGCCCCAGAUGCGGUAUUAAAGGAUGCACUUUCCUGCGAUCAGUUGAUCAAAUAUUUCUCACAAAGUCCGGAGGCCACAAACAUGUCUACAUGGCUGUUAAGCUCAAGACUUACUCUAGCGUCAAGUGUACUAAAUCUACCAUCAAAAUCACACAUAAUGUCUCUCUCUACUGGCAGUCUUUUCAAGUUUUUUGACAUCAACAAUGAUGGAUACAUUGAUGAAAUGGAAUUUUACAGGGGGCUCGCCUUUUUACCUCACGCAAAUGAAGCAGAUUCCAUAAGACGUGUUUUUCAGAUGUUUUCCUCACGAUCUCAAGCCGAGGUGACUUUUAAUUCCAACGACGCUGAUUUUAUCCUUCGACACUUUGUUCCAUCACGUAUUCGAAAGGAAACUUCUUGCAAAAUCUCCGACAUUUAUGUGAAAGCCGAACUUUUAUCCUUAGUCAAUGCAUAUCGUUUUUGGAUUGCCUCUCCCUUCCUCGGAGUCGGAGACAAGCAUGUUUUCACUGCAAAAGAAGUGCGCUUUGUUUUCAGGUUAUGGUUGCACUACGUUAUCGUACAACAGUCCAAACAAGGAAGCCAGUGGUUUGUUGUCUCUUCAAAGUAUUGGCCAUCCUUAGCCGCACAAGGAAUCAAAGCGGUAAGGCUUUAUUUAACCCAUCCACGUGACUUCAUUGAAUUUAAACCAAAAACUAAAACACCUAAAGAGAGUGUGGGCAUGAAUGCAACAACCCAAAACACACACAUCGCGGUGGACAGACGACUUGCAGAACGAAUGCAAGGUUGGAGUGGCAUAAACACCAACGGUAUUGGUAUCAGUGACAAUGGUCAAUUAAUGCCCAGUUACCUGGUUCUCUACACACUAGCAUAUAAUGCUUCAAAAGAGGAGGUGCUGGAAAUGCAUCCCCUAGAAAUCGGUGUUCGCUGGACCGCAGGAAGCAAACCCAAAGUCUCACCUACCGUAGGUGUUAUCACUGACACUGGGGUACCCAAAAAUCCCCAGUUUUGUGAGUAUCCGUUCACACCAGCCUAUAGUGGAAUCGAUGCAAUAGCAAUACCAAGUGGGAAAAAAUCGUCUAUAAUGAAACGCUUAGUCAGUUCGAAUGAGAAGCCUCGUCUUGAUCCAGAGCAAUCACUGCGUUUUGUUUUUUCGCGAUGUCACACGGUUUCGGAGGUAUGUGAAGCCAUCAGCAAGAAGUUCGGUGAUUACCGCAACCGCGACCUCACACCCGACAACUAUCGUGUAUGGUUUAUUAAAGCCUCCGAACCAGUUGUUGCAUCCCGUCAAAGGCCAAAAUUGAGCCAGAUCACAAAGAACGGAGGAUCCUCCAGCUCUAACAGCACCGUCAAUAAUGACGAGAAGGAUAGCGGCAGCCCUAAUAACAAUCUACUGGCCAAACAAACAUGCUUGGUUCCAGUCGAUCUCAAAGCGAUUGGAAAUCACCAGCUCAGUAGAUUUUUGGCUGAUCAAGAUCCACUGGCUCAGCAUUACACAGAGCUCUUUGAUCCCUAUGAAAAGUGCUCUAGAAAGUUUGAAUUUGUUGUUGAAUGCCUAUACCAAUUUUACUUUUGGCCACUGGGACAAUGUCCAAGCAAAGCACCUGAUCAUACCGUAUCUUACAUCACAAACAAAGUAACAGUGGCAGUCGGUUUUUAUCCACUUUCUUGUCAUAGACUAGCUAAUGAAUACAAAAAACUCCUCGACCAAAUGGCUAUAGAAAGCUUGGUGAAUCCUCGGAGUUUAUGGCAUACUUUCGUCCAAAAGGCGCCCACUUUCAGUUCUUUUGUACAACAGGAUGCACAUGAAUUUCUUAUUAUAUUUCUCGACUUACUGAAUGAGGAAUUGAAACGGAAGAAUUCCUCGUCCAAAGUUCGUGCUCUUAAUCCCCACGAUAGGCGGAAAAAAAGCAUCAUAAAUAAAUGUGUUACUGCAGAAAAGGCAUGGAGAACAUUCUGUGCAGAAAAUGACUCCCCCAUUACCGAUGUAUUUUAUGGGCUCUGCGAAUCACGAUGCCGAUUCGAGGGAUGCUGCCACAAGUCGUUGUCUUUUGAUCCCUUUGCAAGUCUAACUCUACCCCUUCCAAAUGAUGAAGAUCAUUUCAUCAUUCUCACUGUUGUCCCUUCCUAUAAAGCAGUGCCGGAGGUAAUCAGACUUGAAAGUGUCUAUCCCAUUACUUUGAACUUUAUUCUUUGGGAGGUCUCUCGACGAUACAAGUGCUCGUCAAAUCAAGUCUUCUUGGCACUGAAUAAUAAUAAAGUAUUGACGAUAGAUUAG
Echinococcus granulosus is the source of this 2484-nucleotide messenger RNA. Its product is annotated as Ubiquitin hydrolase. Gene Ontology annotation, molecular function: cysteine-type deubiquitinase activity; calcium ion binding. Gene Ontology annotation, biological process: protein deubiquitination. Lineage: Eukaryota; Metazoa; Platyhelminthes; Cestoda; Cyclophyllidea; Taeniidae. The transcript is spliced from 17 exons. The record is from RefSeq and is a predicted model, not a curated record. Bases 1 to 2484 code for a protein of 827 amino acids.